ACAAACAAAAACAAGGCUUGGACACUGCAAGCACGGGGCACCCACACAAACGCAAAGCAGCAGAUGAAGCAUCGCCAAAUAUGUUUCCAAACCAACUUCAUUCUAAGCCAAAGACUAGAAAAUAUGGUGAAGCAUAUCUUCCUUUUGGUUUCACCUGCACAAGUGCCAAGUUGUACACAACAUCUCUGUUUGUCCACCAGUCUCAUCUGUAAUUCAGAUAAAGGAUGUUGUUUCCAAUUUCCAAAUCCCUGCCAAAUAUAUUAGAGGUCAUUCACAAGUAUGCUGAACCCGGGACCAGUCUAAAGACCUACAGUGUUCACAAAGUGCAUGGCUUUGGGGAAAAUGUCUCAAGAGAUUUGGGAGUGCCUAAUACAUGUCUUAAUAGGAAAACAAUUCUCAAGGCAGUCCUGCAGUAUGAAAAGACCACAUCAGGGGUAGAGCGUCCCUUGCUACAGACAGAUUUUCCUACUGCAGAGACAACACUUGGAGAUGAUGUUCCUUCCAUUAAUGAGGAAGACGUUGUUGCGCCGAAGUCUCCACAAUCUGUAGGAAAUGUACCUUUACCUUCAGGAAAAGAGGAUGCACUUCAAAAAACUGCAGAGAGUGGCAUCCAUACCCCAGACACACAAUCCCUCAAGAGUGACUCUUCGUCUUCAAAUGCAAAUGCUAAGAGGAAUGAAUCAGAUGAAUCAGCUCAGGUCAACACAGACCGUAGCAGUUCAGAAGAAAGAUUUUUCACAUCUGGUUUGCCACAGCAGAAAAGUUUCUUUUUCAUAAAUGAGAAUAAAUGGAAGGAGUUACGGCAACAUCAGUCAGGAAGACUAUUUAAAGGACUGCAGUGGACAAAUAUAAUUGCCAGUGGAAUCAGAACCCUUAAUCCGUACUGCAGUUUUGGAUUUCGGAGACACAGUGUGAAAAAACUCUCUUCAAGAUCAAAUUCACCGGUUUUCAGGUGUAUGGGGUACUGCAGAUUUCAGGACUGCCCUGUCACUGUGGAUGUGGUGGUUUAUGACGAAGAGACACUGAAAGCAGAAGUCGUUUUUAAAGGAGGUGAGGUCUGCCAUAAUAACAAAGAGCUGAAAAGGCGGCCUGUGCGUGCACAAUCACGUCAAAGUGCUGGAGAACUCCUCAAAAACAAAUUACCAAGGAGCUUGUACUUGGAGUCUUUACAGAAAGUGCCACAAAAGGUGAUCCAAUCUGGCAACAGGGAUGAUGCUCCAACAAAAGAAGUCUUGAAAAACAUUGCAUGGUCUGAAAGAAAAGCCAGUAGAGCAGAUCCCAACGAGUUGAUUAGCUUACAAAAGAUAAUUCAACAGUAUCAGGACACUGAAAAGGAUGUACUUCAGAAGAUUCUGAUGCAUCCAAAGGGCAUAAUGCUGUGGUCUAAGAAAACCUUGUCAGUUUUUCAUCAUAGAUGCAAAGAAGACAUUGUGUACUUUGAUGCCACUGGAAGUAUAAUAAGAAAAGAAAGUGCUGGAACGCCACCAUACUAUGUGUAUGAGUUGGUUGUCAGAAACCCAUCCAAAGGUGCUUCUCCUCUUCCAGUUGCUACAUAUGUCACGUGUGACCACACUACAGCCUCUGUGACAUACUUCUUGCAGGCCUUUCAGACUGAUCUGGUAAGAGCAUUUGGUAAUCGGGCCUACAACAGGCCUGUCAUGUUCAUGUGUGAUGGAUCCCUAGUACUCCUCCGAUCCAUUUCCAUGACAUUCUGCAGAACAAGUCUAGAGGAUCUGCUGCAGAAGUACUAUGUCUUACUCAGUGGCCAGCAUUCAGCACAGCAAUUCAACAUUCCCAUUCUUCAUCGAUGUUUGAGCCAUGUCAUGAAAAAUGCCAAGGACCUUUGUAAAAAACACAUUCCAGAGAACUACAGGCUUGGGAUGCAUGUGUUUGGGCUCCUUGCAUGCUGUGAUAACUUGAAGACAUGGAUGAUGUUGUCCAUAGUGCAGCAAUAGUGUUUUGCAGUCCUUGUAGUGGAAGGAACGUAACAAAACACUACAACAACUUGAAAAUCCUUAUGCAAAAAAGGGGGACCCUGGAUUUGGAUGAAAAGACUGUGAUUGCUGAGGACUACAAGACUGAUGUUCAGAAUGCCCCAUUGAAGACCCAUUUCCAGGAAAUUGUUGACAAUGCAACACUGGACUGUGAGGGUGAAAGAAACAUCUUUCAUGCACCCAAAUUUGUUGCUGGUCUGGUAAAUCACCUUCUACCACAUGCAACUUUGUGGUCAUCAAUGAUGCUCGGGGAUCUUGGACGUCAUGGUACUGGUCCUGCUUACCAGCAGCUCAGUAAACUCUAUGGUGACAUUCAGCAAUCCAAGAAGCAGAAUUUUACACAAGACAACAGAACCCAAGGAAUCAUGGAGAAAAGCCAGUGGGAUUUGAAAAAAAUCUGUAUCCAGAGAAGGAGACUGACAAGGCUUGAUGACUUUGUGGAAAUUUAUCAGAAAAUGCACGAUGCCCUCCUGCUUGAAUAUGCAGACAUGAAAAAAUCAAGACAAAAGUCUUUUGGCGUGGAAAUGGAGAAAUGGAAAGACAAACGCAUUAAACGAAAAGGUGUGUAUGUGUCACCGUUAGUGACAGAACUGCCACUGAAGAAAAAGAAAAGAAAAAGAGAUAAGUCAUCAUGUUCCCAUUAUUUUCAAUAAUUAAACCUUGUGAUGUCCUCCCGAUUGCCAUACUCCUUUUGUCCUCUGGGGUAAAGCGUCUGCUUUGACUAUUUAUAAAGCAUCAAUUAUAAAUUAUCAUCCGUCUCCGUGUUUCAAUGUUUUAUCAAACUGUAUUCCAACUGAUUACCUGAAAUUUUAAUGUGUUUUGACAUUGUAUUACACCUAGGCAUGGGCCUUAGUGAACCCCCACUUUAAUGACAAAAAAUGCAUGUCCAUAGGUGACACAAGUGCAGGAGGAAGCUCAGGUUUUUUGCUUUUUGCUGGUCACACCAUGUACAGCUUUGUUUUCAGCAGUUGUAGGCCAAGGGCAUAUGAAUUAAACAAGCUUUCAAGGGUGAUCAUUGUCUUUUGGAGACCUACUGUAUUAAGCACAGCUCGCGUGCCCUGACUGCAGGAAAGCAAGUUUGCAAUCGUACACUAGCAUGUUCCCUGUACAGCUGGACCGGGCAUCACAUACUGCCCAUGUUUUUCUCUCAUAGUUCCUCUGUUUACUUGGGAUGUAAUGUUGGACAGAGUCCUUUAAGGGGACUAGGCACUCAUACACAGUCAUAUCAGUACCUGUAUGGUACACCAACAGCAGGACAGAUGUUCACUUGUUACAUACAUCUCAAAUCAGAACAAGUUUGUGUCAUUCAUGACCAUAUUCUAUUGUCUAUUAUAUUCUAUUAUAUAAAGUCAUUCAAAAAUGUUAUCUCUUAACAGGUAAAAGGGAAGACCACUGUUCAAACCUUUAAACAGGAACAGCACAAACAACAUGAUGCUCGUCAAACAUUUUUAGAAGUGUUUUUAAUGUCUACAUUUAUGUUUUGUGUGUUAUUGUCAUAAAUGACUCUGAAAAUUGACAUGUGUAUAUCUUUGUAGGAUGACAGCCAGGAACAAAUAGCUGUUUGCCAAAAAACUGCAACAUACAUGGAUAAUAAAGUGUCUGUCACAGUAUGGAAAGGAGAUUUAUGUGCCUUCAAAGUGGAUGCAAUUGUGAAUGCAGCUAAUGAAAGUCUCUCUCACAUGGGUGGACUUGCAAAGGCACUGUCUGCUACUGGAGGACGUACUAUCCAAGCAGAGAGUGAUGUCUUCAUUGCCAAAAAUGGCAAAUUAAAGGCUGGACAAGUUGCAGUGACCACAGCAGGCAAACUACCUUGCAUGAAGCUGAUUCAUUUGGUAGGCCCGUGUCUGCACAAUGACCCAACAGUGCACAUGAUAUCCCAUGCAAAGAAACUUUUAACUAAAGGCAUUUUGAACAUCAUGACAUGUGCAGAAGAGCACAAAUUUUCAUCUGUUGCCAUUCCAGCAGUGAGCUCUGGAAUAUUCAACUUUCCAGUCUCAAUCUGUGCUGAUGUUGUAGUCACCACAAUCAAAAAGUACAUUGAA
This is a messenger RNA of Oreochromis aureus, 4036 nucleotides long. RefSeq lists its product as uncharacterized. The record is from RefSeq and is a predicted model, not a curated record. Bases 225 to 1955 code for a protein of 576 amino acids. Lineage: Eukaryota; Metazoa; Chordata; Actinopteri; Cichliformes; Cichlidae. The transcript is spliced from 12 exons.